GAUGACCUGUCAAUUAGCGGUUCGGGGCCUGGAGUGUGUCAUGGAGCGGGACGCAGGCGGUUUCCUGUCGGACAGCUCGUAUAAGGAAAAUCUAAUUGGAACUUUGCUGGCCAUCUUUGGGAACCUUGUCAUCAGCAUCUCUCUCAAUGUACAGAAAUACAGCCAUGUGCGGUUAUCGGGUACCAAAGACCCUCGGUCGUAUUUCCGGACGAAGACAUGGUGGUUGGGACUGGUGCUGAUGUUACUAGGGGAGUUGGGAGUCUUCACUUCAUAUGCCUAUGCACCACUAUCGCUUGUCACACCACUGAGUGCUGUUUCCAUCGUUGCCAGUUCAAUUUUAGGAAUCCUAUUCCUGAGGGACAAGUGGAAACCCAGACAAUUUCUACGGCGUUAUGUGCUGUCGUUCCUCGGUUGCGCUUUGACUGUGAUAGGAAUCUAUCUGCUGGUCACAUUUGGACCAAAUACUCACGAGGAACUCUCUAGCAGGAACCUGGAACUGCAUCUUCUGGGGUGGCCAUUCCUCCUAUACCUGCUUGUGGUGAUCGUUAUCUUCUGUCUUCUCCUGUACUUCUACAAAAGACAAAAUAUGGCAUACCUUGUGAUUAUAUUACUGCUGGUGGCUCUGCUGGGAUCAGUGACUGUUGUUGCAGCAAAGGGUGUGUCAGGAAUGAUCAUUCUUUCGAUCCAGGGGGACGUGCAGCUGGUUUAUCCUAUAUUCUACGUAAUGCUUGUGUGUAUGAUUGCAGCAGCAGUUUAUCAAGCAGCGUUUCUGCGUGAGAUCUCUGAGUUGUAUGAUGCAUCACAGAUUGCUAGCCUCAGCUACAUGCUAUCCACAACAAUUGCAGUCAUUGCUGGGGCCACGUUUUAUUUGGAGUUCAAAGGUACUGAUGCUCUUCACAUCUGCAUGUUCAUCUUUGGCUCCUGCAUCGCUUUCCUAGGAGUGUUUUUGAUUACACAGAGUAAGAAGAAGAAGAUAUUUGAACCGUAUGUCAUGAUGGAUGUGAUCUCAGGACUGAGGACCAUGUUUGAUAAGAAGAGCCCAGUACAGCCAGAGCUCAGUGGCUCCUUCUCCUAUGGCACCUUGGAGAACAGCAAUAACCCUGUCGAUAAUCAGCUGCUCGAGGCUCAUCAGGAACCACACUCAGUUCACUCAGUCACGGAGCCAAAGUUGGACUGAACUGAGUCCAACAGGAGAUGGUGAAAUCUGGUUCACUCCCAGUUUCUUGUGAAUCCUGCAGCCUGUAAUGGAUGGAGCAGUGUGACUGCAAAAUUGACCAAGAGCCAACUUCAACUCCUGUUCGGCUGCUCCCGGGUUUGUUAGAGCAACAGGAAAUUCGUACUUGCACUAUAUGCAGAACAUAAAGAAGACGGAUCCCAUGGACUGGGCCCUGGAUUCAGUCAGAGUUCUGAGAUCCCUGAUCUACUCCCCACCCUCAUUCACUUGGUUAUCUGCUUUAUUCCUGGGUCUUGUCUGGUCUUCUGGGUUACUGCCAGGCUCCUGACUUGACCAGUAGUUCAUCUCAAGUGGGUUCUUUCUUGAAAACCUGAAGCUUCGCAUUUAUCAGUUUAUUUAAUGAUGUAUUCGCUUUGUGCUGCGUGAAAGAAGAGAGUUCUUGUUUUUAUUUAGGAGGGUUUAUGCUUUAGAUUUUUUAUUAUAAAAAUUUGUGUUGAUAGCUUUCUGCACUUAAUCCUGGUGAAUGAAGAAGGCCUGUCUGAAUAUUCUGUUUAGUAAAUAAAUUAAAGUGAACGUGGACUGCCAUGCACUUGGAGCUCAUUGCAUUCAAGGCUAAAGGCAGAAUUGUAUGCACAAAGUUAAUUGGAGUAGAUGGAGAGAAACAGGUGAGGGAGGAGACAGAGGAUGAACGAGGGACAUGGCGUAAGAUAUGGGCGGGUGACAUGUGGAGAUGGUUGGAGGGUGGAGAAGUGUGUGGCGGGGAGGGGUGGGUUGGUUUUUUGUGGAGUCUGAUUUGUGUGGGAGGAAGGUAAUUGGCUUGGGUCAGUAUUCUCCUCCAACAGCGAACAGCCUUUUCAUAGCUCUCUGCAAAAGAGCAUGUUGAGCUGUGGAUAAAUGUAUGUGGAGAAUGAGAGCUGACAGAGAAUUUCCCUGUAGAUUCUCACUUUCUCUGCCCACACUGGCUUAGAAUUAUUCAAUAGUAACAUCACUUCAGGGUAGUUACUCACACCUCACCUCUGGAGAUUUGCUUUUUUGACCUUGUUUGGAUCAAAUGUUGUGUGGGGAACAUUUAAAUUUUACACUGUAAGGGAUAGACAUCUCAACCCUAAAAACAACUUAGGCUAGUGUCAGUAGAAUCUAUAGACUGUGUAAACAGGAGGCGAUCAUAAAAUCCCUACAGUGUGGAAACAGGCCAUUCAGCCCAACAAGUCUACACUGACCCUCUGAGCAUCCCACCCAGACUCAGUCCCUUAUCCUGUCCCUGUAACCCUGCAUUUCCCAUGGUUAAUCUACCUCGCUUACACAUCCCUGGACACCAUGGGCAAUUUUCGAGGGCCAAUCCGCUGCACCUGCAAAUCUUCGAACUGUGGGAGGAAACUGAAGUACCCGGAGGAAAUCCACACUGACACGGGGAGACAGACAGUUGCGCAAGGCUGGAAUUGAAUCUGGAUCCCUUGUGCUAAUGGAGCAGCAGGGCUAACCAGAGAGCUACCAUACCACCCCGCUGUUAAUGAAGAUGUUCUAAGAAGGCCUUGGAAGCAGACAGUGGAGUGCAGAGAUUGAUAAAUGAAGAUUCAGCAACACUUAGGGUGAGACUCAUUGUUUAUAUGUGACGGGGUGAAGGGCACAUUAGCCUAUAACACAGAAGGAACAUCUUUAUUUGUUACUUAUGUAGGAAGAUCGGAAUGUGGGUAAGAGGAUGCAUAUAGUAUGAGGAUAAUCAACUUCUCUGCAUGCUAAAGAGGCUUGCUUUAGUCUUAUAACUGAGGCAGAUCUCUCUCUCUGCAUCGCUUGAAUAAAACAAUCAGAAAAUCA
Stegostoma tigrinum is the source of this 2989-nucleotide messenger RNA. RefSeq names its product NIPA like domain containing 3 (gene nipal3). Gene Ontology annotation, cellular component: membrane. The transcript is spliced from 11 exons. NCBI's taxonomy places the organism in Eukaryota, Metazoa, Chordata, Chondrichthyes, Orectolobiformes, Stegostomatidae. Gene Ontology annotation, molecular function: magnesium ion transmembrane transporter activity. The record is from RefSeq and is a predicted model, not a curated record. Gene Ontology annotation, biological process: magnesium ion transport. The coding region runs from base 2 to 1177 and encodes 391 amino acids.